Molecule: messenger RNA, 2786 nt
Organism: Bursaphelenchus okinawaensis
Lineage: Eukaryota; Metazoa; Nematoda; Chromadorea; Rhabditida; Aphelenchoididae
Source: the annotation of a GenBank genome assembly
AUGCCAAUUAAGAAUGUGGCAAUAGACAAGACAGACGAGCUUUUGUUCAACAUCUUACUACUAUUGGAAGUGGUUGGCUAUGUCAUUCACUUUAUUUUGGGCUGUUACUUUGUGUGGAGGAUCAAAAACAUUACACUGAUUCAUGCCAACCUGAGAAUUGUCCUUGUGAGUUAAAAAAUAUUUAUAAAAAUUUAAAUUUUUUGCACGGUGCAAGCUAUUUUGGGUUGCACAGUGCAAAAAUAUUUGGGUUGUACAGUACAUUAAAUUUUAAUUUUUUUUUUUCAAUUUUAGGGCAGUUAGAUUAAAAUACGUUUUAAUAGCUUUAUAUUAACAUAAGCUACAAAAUAAAACAACAUUUACUUUGUAAAAUACGCUACAAAUUUUACACUUCAUUUUAUAAAAUUUGUUGCACAGUGCAAAAUAUAAUUCAUUGCACGGUGCGGUGAAAAUAAGGUUUUUAAUGUGAACUUUGAAAAAAAAUGGCAAGAACUUUCUUUACAAAACAAAAAAUAGCAAAAACUUUCUUUACAAAACUAAAAAUGGCAAAAACUUUCUUUACAAAACGUGAAAUAGCAAGAACUUUCUUUACAAAACAUAAAAUGGCAAGAACUUUCUUUCCACUAUAUUAACCAUGUUAUCUUUAGUGUGUAAAGGUGACUCAAUACUUCUUCAUGGCGUUCGGCCGAAUCGGUGAUCUUCUGAAUGCAGCUUCAACUACAGAAUCCUUGGUUCUGAAGAAUUCGCUUUGUUUGGUAUUCAAAUUUAAUCACGAUGCCGGGCUGUUUAUCACUGCCUUUUGUCCAUUAUGGGUGGCGGCCGAACGGAUUUGUGCCACUUUAAUGAUAAAAACAUAUGCUGAUAGGACGGCCAAUGUUGGGAUUUGGCUGGCUGGUAGUACGGUAGGUUACUGUAAUUUAGAAUGAUUUUUUUUGGUUUUCAGGUUGAAAUGGCAAGAACUUUCUUUACAAAACUUAAAAUAGCAAGAACUUACUGUACAAAACAUGAAAUUGCAAGACUUUCUUUACAAAACUUAAAACGGCAAGAACUUUCUUUACAAACUCUAUUUUUCAGCAUUUUUGUGGAUUUACCGUUGCAGCAUUAGGAAUUUACUAUGAUCUUCAUUUUGAAAUUUUUGAUGUUUAUGAAUCAAGAGAAUCAUGCCAAUUAACCCAUCUACAUCCUACUUUGGUACCAGUUGUUUGGUGCUUAAUAGGCUUGAUUUUUGUCGUUUCUGCUAUUGUAAGUACAGUAUCCUACCGUACUUUACUUUAUUCGACCCUUCCGUACCCUACCCUACCCUACCCUAUCCUACCCUACCCCACCCUAACCUACUCUACCCUACCCUACCCUACCCUACCCUACCCUACCCUACCCUACCCUACCCUACCCUACCUUACCCUACCCUGCCCUGCCCCGCCCUGCCUUGCCUUGUCCUGUCCUACCCUACCCUACCUCACCCUACCCUACCUUACCGUACUCUGCCCUAUUCAACAAUGCUUUGCUUUGAACUGCCCUGUCAUUGCCUUCCCCCUGUCGUGCUCUGCCAUGCCUUGCUUUGCCCUUGACUCGCCUUAUUUUGCUUUGCCUUGCCCUAACUUACCCCUUAUCCAACCCUGCCUUUCUUCUGUCUAGCCCUGCCCAUGUUUUACAUACCGUGCAUUCCUACUGUACUUUCGUUUUUUAGAUUCUAAUCUACCUAUACCAACAUAAUAUAAAAAUGAAAGCUAUAAAAUUAUCGACCAAUUUAACAGCACGUUAUCAAUACUCAGAAAACGUCCGAACCCUACGCUUUUUAGUCCCAGCAUUCGUUGGUCUAGGAUCUUUGAACCUAAUGGCCGCUUUGGCCGUUCCUUAUAUUUACUUGAAGUUUGCUCAAGGACAAGAUGUUCAGCUCAUGUAUCAGGUAUGGCAUUUAGAACAAGGAUAGCAAAAUAGGGACUGAAAAUCCAAAAAAAACAAUUUUUCAAUAGGUACAUUUAAAAAUGGCAAGAACUUUCUUUACAAAAUAAAAAAUAGCAAGAACUUUCUUUACGAAACACAAAAUGACAAACUUUAUAUUAAGUUUGUUCUAACUAGUCAAAAACUUUGUUUCAACCUACUGUUCCUUGCAAUUUUUAUAAUCAAGCGCACCGUUGCUUAAGUUGCCAGAUCGGACGGGACCGCGCUUUUGCACUGUGCAAAAUAAGCAAAUAGCGCUGCACGGUGCAGGAAUUAAUUUUUUGGCAAUAACUUUGUUUACAAUGAUAGGAAAUGUCAUUUUUGAUAAGUUUUUUGAUUUUUAAAAAACUUUCUUUACAAAACUUUAAAUUGCAAGAACUUUCUUUACAAAAAAGGAAAAUUGCAAGAACUUUGUUUACAAAACAUAAAAUGGUAAGAACUUUCUUUACAAAACAAAAAAUGGCAAUAACUUUCUUUACAAACAAUUUAAAUUCCAUAUCAAUUAAAAAAUGGCAUUUUCCCCAUUUCAGGCGCUUUACCUAAUCCCAGUUGGGUAUGGCAUCUACUUUAUCACUUAUGUCUUCCUAAAAUACGAACAAUUGCGAAAAGCCAUGAAAAACGACUUCUCGGUGAUAUGCCCUUGUUGUUGUCCAAAAGUGAACAAAAUCAGGCCAAAACUGAUCGUACAACACGAUGUUCAAGGCACAACUGAUAUCUACUGGAAACAGUUUGAUAACGCUUGGGCCAAUGGACCAUUGGCGAAGUCGCCGGCUGAGAAAAAGAAGUUGGAUCACAGUAAUUCAAAGCUUAAAAUUAAUAUUAAUAACAACAAAGUCAUGAAAAAAUAA